Messenger RNA from Coregonus sp. 'balchen', 2879 nucleotides. The record is from the annotation of a GenBank genome assembly. Lineage: Eukaryota; Metazoa; Chordata; Actinopteri; Salmoniformes; Salmonidae.
AUGGCAGGCUGUAGGCCAACCCAGUCUCAUGAACUAUAUGUUCCCAUCUCAACAUUUUGCUACACAGCCUGCUAAUGUACCUUUCCUCAUGUGUUUCCCUGCAGAUCCCAGUGAGAGUGUCUCCAUCAUGAGGCUGGUGUGGAAGUCCCUGGACAAGAUGAGGUGUUUCCGUAAACGCUCCACCAUCCCCUUCCUGGGGGUCCUGAUCACAUGUCUACUCUUCCUCAAUCUGUACAUUGAGGAUGGAUAUGUGCUGGUGAGUGUUUAUCUACGGCAUCCAGAUUAGGACGUUUUGUCUGAAUGCUGACAAAUUCCUUAAAUGGAUGCCAUAUCAUUCACUUAAAGGGGCAAUCCGAAAUUGAAACCAAUAACAAAGUGCAACCUCCGCCCCUGUUUUGGGAAAAAGCUGAGGGAUGGGGCUGGAGCAAUGUAACCACUCUCAAAUCCAUUGACAGAGCUAUGGAUGCAACGACUCACCAUCCAAAAGUAUAUUUUGAACCAUGUUUUGAGGGGUAUAUAGUGUUUGUUUACAUUGGAGUAAAAGAGGCUUAUAUUUUUGGUUCUGAUGGGGUACGACAGUUAAACUAAGUUAAUGAUAAGCCAUUAGUAGGUUAUAUUCUUUAAGAAUCAAUGGCUACAUAUCAUUAAUUUAUAAGUCCAAAAAUGUAUGUAGCAACUGCCGAUUGCCCCUUUAAGUCAUCCAAUCUCAAAUAAAUGGAGGAGACAGGCACCAUCUAAAAAUAUUGAAUUAGAUGGUGCCUAUCUUUCACAUACAAUUGGAAUUGAGAAAUGCAGAUUUCCACUACUAAUGGCAUAGUAUAGAAUCCACAUUAGUCUACUUUUUACGUAUGAAAACAUUGACUGAAUUGGAUUUUGGGGUGUACUAGCCUCGUGUACCACCCUCCUCUCCUUAAAUCAAACAGCAUAAUUUUCAUCCAAGAGUUCACUCUUGUAUUUAACCAUGUUGUCCCUUUUAUAAUUGCUUGUUUUCAAAAAGGCAACAUAUUAAAAUGUUCUCAAUGUGGACCCAGAGCCAAAUGAUUUAUUUCUUAUUCAUGAUUCUAUCAAAUCUUGGUGAUCAUAACACAUUAUCUGUAUUUGUUAUUUAAAUUAUUGAGGAGUUGUGCAUAUUUUCAAUGAUCUGGUGCUCUCACGAAGUACAUUCCCAUGGCAAUGUAAAAAGCCUCAAUGGUUUUAGAAAUUUGAGAAAUGUUCCAAGGAGAUGACUUGACUUUGCUGUGUUGGUCUGUAGCUCAGAUGAGAUGAGACCUUGGUUUGUUUGGCAUUCACAAUGUGAAGUUGUCUCGUCUGAUCUGUUGUCUUUGCUCUGUGUUGUAGGAGGAGGAUAAAAGACAACUGAGAGAAACAUCAAUGCAUCCUUCAAACUCUGAGAGAUAUGUUCACACCUUUAGAGAUCUCACAAAUGGAACCAUAAACGUCACAUAUCGUUACCUUGCUGGGACCCCUUUGCCUCGAAAGAGUGAGUGUAGAAUAGGAUUUAGCAUAGCAUGUAGUGUGUCAUUAAUUGGCUGUCAUUGAAAACUGUUUUAUUAACUAUGUCAAAUUAGACAAGAUAAAUAAUUUGUUAAAUACAAUUAUUAAUCAUACAUUUUUGGGUUCUAAAAUUAGAUGUCAGAGAUUAUAUAUUUUCUUUGAUCAUCAUGCAAGUGAUGAAUUUUUUAAGUAUUAUUUUAAUGUACAGUGAAAUGUUUGUGUUUACAGAAUAUCUAACCAUUGGGUUGUCGUCCGUCAAAAGAAAAAGAGGGAAUUACCUCAUGGAGACGAUUAAAUCAAUUUUUGACCAGUCCAGUUAUGAGGAACUGAAAGAGAUUGUGGUUGUGGUCCAUCUGGCAGACUUUGACCUGGCCUGGUGUGAAAACCUGGUGCAGGACAUCUCCAGGAAGUUUGCCCACCACAUCAUCGCUGGGCAUCUCCUGGUGAUCCAUGCCCCUGAGGAGUAUUAUCCAUCACUGAAUGGGCUGAAAAGGAACUACAAUGACCCAGAUGACAGGGUACGCUUCCGCUCCAAGCAGAACGUGGACUACGCCUUCCUCCUCAACUUCUGCACCAACCUCUCUGAUUUUUACAUGAUGCUGGAGGACGAUGUGCUCUGCUCACGGAACUUCUUAACAUCCCUGAAGAAGGUGGUCACCUCCAGGGAAGGCUCCUACUGGGUGAUGCUGGAGUUCUCCAAGCUUGGCUACAUAGGGAAGCUCUACCACUCAAGAGACCUUCCGCGCCUGGCCCACUUCCUGCUCAUGUUCUACCAGGAGAUGCCCUGUGAUUGGCUCCUUAUUCACUUCCGGGGCCUGCUGGCCCAGAAAGAUGUGAUCCGCUUCAAGCCCUCUCUAUUCCAGCACAUGGGCUACUACUCAUCAUAUAAGGGAGCAGAGAACAAGUUGAAGGAUGAUGACUUUGAAGAGGACUCUAUUGACGUCCCUGACAACCCUCCUGCCACCCUAUACACAAACAUUAAUGUAUUUGAAAACUAUGAUGCCACCAAGGCUUAUAGCAGUGUGGAUGAAUACUUUUGGGGGAAACCUCCCUCUACCGGAGACUUCUUUGUCAUAGUUUUUAACAAAUCAACUAAAAUAAGCAAAAUCAAAAUCUUGACAGGAACGGACGAUCGUCAGAAUGAUGUCCUGCACCAUGGAGCUCUGGAAGUAGGAGAGAAGCUGGUGGGGACAAAGAGAGGAAGGCAGUGUUCUUCCUACAUCACAUUAGGGGAGUUUAAAAAUGGCCACAUUGAGGUCCAAGACGUGGACCACAAGAUUGCCUUUGCCAUUGAGUGUGUUCGUAUUGUGGUGACUGCCAGUCAGAAAGAAUGGUUGAUUAUUAGGAGUAUAAGCUUGUGGACUACACAACCACCCAGUCAAUGA